AAGAGACUCUCCUUCAUAAUUACCAUAUUUUAUUUUUUAUUCCUUUUCCGCUAAUUUUAAAAAUUUGGAUCAAUGGCAUUUAGGAAUUGUACAUACAACGAAAUUAUGUAUUUGAUUGGCUAAAUCUGACCAAGUUUAAAUCUGUGCAAGUCAUACUCGAAUGUCAGUCUAAUGAUUGUCUAAUGACCCAAGUAAUUUGACGCACGUGUGUCAUGAAGUGCGUUGGAUAUAUUGUUAUUUAUUCACUCACGCACUCCUUGCCUCGACGAUUCUUGUAGAACCUUGGCCUCCUCAUUGUUAUUUAUAGAUUACAGAAACAUGACUACGUCUGUCAUUAAAUAUCAUAACUGGAAACAACCCUGAGAUGAUGUUGAAACAAUACAUAUUUAAGGUUAUGUAAUUUUGGCAUAUCGGAUAUCAGCGUUGAAUGUAAAUCGCUAAACGUUACGAGAGAAUUUAACGUUUCAUAUUCGACAUGCACAGGUAAUUUUUCACGCAAUCUCUGGUAAUAUACAAAAUUGCAGGUACUUAAGAUUAUGGAGUUUUAGGUAUAUGCUUCUUCUGGAACAGUUGGCACUGCCAUGGAAGUAUGAAACUUUCAAGCGGAGCUUGUGGCGAACAUAUAAAACAGGAGCAAGCAGUAAAACAAAAGAGUACGAAGGACGUAAAUUAGUAGGAUUUUCAAUGGAGAAAAUGUACUAUGUGGUUACCGACGUUGAGUGUUACAAGGAUUUUUUACCCUUCUGUAAAAAAUCUGAAAUUUUUUUCAAAUCCGACAACUUCCUGAGAGCCAAUUUAGUGAUAGGAUUUCCACCCAUAAACGAAAGUUAUACCUCAAAAGUGACCAUGGUGUACCCAAGAGUAGUCAAGGCAGAGUGCAGGGAUGGCCGAUUAUUUGACCAUUUAGAUACACUGUGGCUUUUCAGUUCCGGACUGAAAAACAAUUCGGAAACAUGUGUGAUUGACUUCUCUUUGUCUUUCGAAUUCAAAUCUGCUAUUUAUUCUCAUCUAUCGAAUUUAUUUUUUAAUGAAAUUGUAAGGCAGAUGGAAAAUGCCUUCCUGGAGGAGGCUAAAAGAAGAUAUGGUCAACCAUGUAUAAAGACGGUGCGAUUACAAAGAUAGCCAAAGACUUAGAUCAUCAAAUAUAGAUAUUUUUUUAUAAAUCAAUAAAUAUUUAUAUUUAUUCUAU
Messenger RNA from Ooceraea biroi (clonal raider ant), 1189 nucleotides. Its product is annotated as coenzyme Q-binding protein COQ10 homolog B, mitochondrial. Gene Ontology annotation, biological process: cellular respiration. Gene Ontology annotation, molecular function: ubiquinone binding. Gene Ontology annotation, cellular component: mitochondrion. NCBI's taxonomy places the organism in Eukaryota, Metazoa, Arthropoda, Insecta, Hymenoptera, Formicidae. The record is from RefSeq and is a predicted model, not a curated record.